AUGGUAUCAUCACGACAAUUCACAGCCGUGCUGGUCCUGGCUGGGCGAGCGCUGGCGGGGAACUUCACUAUCUCCAAUGGGCAGAUCUUUACACCUGGUUUUGUAGUACUAGAUGCCCCUCAGCCAAAUACGCCCCUUGGAGGAGAUACACUGCAUGUCGCUAUAGAUGUAACCGCCAACGGGAAGCUGCCGCUGCCGCCUCACGAUGAUGACGACAGCAAUCAGAUCUUUAGUAUCGAGAUGUUUCUCUACAGUUACGACACUAGACGCAACUUUACUAUUUCCAACGGAACGGCGACCGCUAACAACGCGAGUCUCGGAGAGAUCAUGGCGCAAGAACCUGGCAGCACAGUGAAGCAUGUCAACUGGGUCUGGCCAGAUUGUCUCGUUGGGGACGGAGAACCAGACAAGGACAGCGAUCGCGGUGUCUACAAUAUUUCCAUCAGGCAAAACUUUCGACUCAACGGUGAUGACUACUAUACCAUCUUUGACGUUCCAAUCUCUGUUACCAAUUCCAUCCCGGAAGACGACGACCGUCCGUCCUGCGAUGAGCUAUCGAAUGAGCUGCUCUCACCGGAAGAGAUCGACGUGGAGACUGCUAACGAAGUGGGUGUCUUGUUUGCGCCAGGAGAUGCAACCGAGCUUGAUGCAAGCGACAAGGACUCAAAAGGGCCUGUUUAUGAGCCGAAUAUGGUGGCAUAUGCUGGAUUUGUGAGCUUGUUCCUGGUUGUGUUUUUCUAA
Fusarium sp. VM40 is the source of this 741-nucleotide messenger RNA. The record is from the annotation of a GenBank genome assembly. NCBI's taxonomy places the organism in Eukaryota, Fungi, Ascomycota, Sordariomycetes, Hypocreales, Nectriaceae.